AUGGGGCUUUCCAAAACGAACAGGAUCUUGAUCCUGCUGGUCAUUGAUACAGCAUUUUUCUUGCUUGAAUUAAUCACUGGUUAUGCCGUCCAUUCUCUCGCCCUUGUCGCCGAUUCCUUCCAUAUGUUGAAUGAUGUCUUAUCCUUGUGUGUUGGAUUAUGGGCGGUGAAGGUUGCAAACCGGGAGACCACCUCCAACACCUACACCUAUGGCUGGCAACGAGCGGAGACACUUGGCGCCUUAGUGAAUGGCGUAUUCCUAGUCGCCCUGUGCAUGUCGAUUUUCUUGGAGGCAACUCAGCGAUUGUUCGAACCCCAGGAAGUGCAAAACCCCCGAUUUGUUUGCAUUGUUGGCUGCUUCGGCCUGGCCUCUAAUAUCAUCGGAUUGGCGCUAUUCCAUGACCACUCACACGGACCCGGGGGUGGCCACGACCACGGUCACGACCAUGAGGAACAUGACCAUGAUCAUGAUAUCGAGGCUGGUGAUCACGAUCACGAUCACGACCAUACACAUAUCGCCGACGAGAGCGAGAGCACCCCGGGGGCUACUGCUGGUUUUGGCGGACCAAACUCCCUCACACACUCUACCACCGAACCAUCCCGAAAGCGACGCGACACCCAGACCCGCGGCCCCAGGAGAUACAGCACUUCGACUGGACGCGGAUUCGUAAGCCCCGACGAUAUUCCCGUGCUUCCAGAGAGAUUGAGACAAGGGAUUAUCGCAGCCAGUCAAUACCGCAAUGAACAUUCCUCGGAUUCGGAGAAUGGCCACGACGAGGAUGAGAUCCCAUCUGAGCGUUCAGGUCUCCUGAGUCACCGCGAUCGCACUACUAACUACACCGAUGAGGAAGGAGCUCCGGUCAAGGUCCACGACCACCGCGAUGAAGAUGUCCACAAAUCUCACAACCAUGCUCAGCCCAAGCCGAAGGACCAGAAGAAGGGUCACAACCACGACCUCAACAUGCGCGGUGUCUUCCUCCACGUCAUGGGAGACGCUCUCGGAAACAUUGGUGUGAUCGUUUCUGCGCUCAUUAUCUGGUUGACGGACUACGAAUGGCGCUAUUACGUCGACCCGGGUAUUUCCCUCGUUAUUACCCUGAUCAUUCUUGCAUCCGCCAUUCCGUUGUGCAAAGCCGCCUCGCGUAUCCUUCUCCAGGCCGUGCCCCCCGGUAUGAGCAUUGAUCAUAUAAAGGAGGACAUUGAGCGUCUCCCCGGUGUCAUUGGUUCGCACCACCUGCACGUUUGGCAACUCAGCGACACCAAGAUUGUGGCAUCGAUUCAUCUCCAAGUGGACACCGAGAUCAAGGGCGAAGGCUCGGAGAGGUACAUGCGUCUGGCUAGACAGGUGAGACGCUGUCUCCAUGCCUACGGUAUCCACUCUUCGACUAUUCAACCUGAGUUUGCACCGGAAAGUGAUACCGAAGACAAUGGACAAGCAUCAUCCUCUCGGGACACCGAUGAUCACGUUCCCAGUCGUGCUGGCAGCGUUCGCGAGGGUGACCCGCAAGCAUGCCUCCUGGAGUGUGACACGAACUGUGCCCGAGGAGGCCAGUGUUGCCCCAAAAAGUGA
This is a messenger RNA of Penicillium expansum, 1569 nucleotides long. RefSeq names its product cation diffusion facilitator family transporter. The record is from RefSeq and is a predicted model, not a curated record. Gene Ontology annotation, biological process: intracellular zinc ion homeostasis; zinc ion transmembrane transport. The coding region runs from base 1 to 1569 and encodes 522 amino acids. NCBI's taxonomy places the organism in Eukaryota, Fungi, Ascomycota, Eurotiomycetes, Eurotiales, Aspergillaceae. Gene Ontology annotation, cellular component: membrane. Gene Ontology annotation, molecular function: zinc ion transmembrane transporter activity. The transcript is spliced from 4 exons.